UAAAAAGGGUCCAAAGCAGGUGUUUAAAUUGCAGGCAGCUAUUCUAAUCUUUGCAUCCAUGGCGUCUUUCCAAUGCAACAAACCGGCUGAGCGCAGCCACCACCAGAGGCACGAUCAAUGCCAUCAGGAACACCAACACCAUCACGGCCACGGUCCGGCGGGGGGUCACGGCCACGGUCCGGCGUGGGGUCACGGCCACGGUCCGUCGGGGGGUCACGGCUGCGGUCCGUCGGGGGGUCACGGCCACGGUCCGGCGUGGGGUCACGGCCACGGUCCGUCGGGGGGUCACGGCCGCGGUCCGUCGGGGGGUCACGGCCACGGUCCGGCGUGGGGUCACGGCCACGGUCCGUCGGGGGGUCACGGCUGCGGUCCGUCGGGGGGUCACGGCCACGGUCCGGCGUGGGGUCACGGCCACGGUCCGUCGGGGGGUCACGGCUGCGGUCCGUCGGGGGGUCACGGCCACGGUCCGGCGUGGGGUCACGGCCACGGUCCGUCGGGGGGUCACGGCUGCGGUCCGUCGGGGGGUCACGGCCACGGUCCGGCGUGGGGUCACGGCCACGGUCCGUCGGGGGGUCACGGCUGCGGUCCGUCGGGGGGUCACGGCCACGGUCCGGCGUGGGGUCACGGCCACGGUCCGUCGGGGGGUCACGGCUGCGGUCCGUCGGGGGGUCACGGCCACGGUCCGGCGUGGGGUCACGGCCACGGUCCGUCGGGGGGUCACGGCUGCGGUCCGUCGGGGGGUCACGGCCACGGUCCGGCGUGGGGUCACGGCCACGGUCCGUCGGGGGGUCACGGCUGCGGUCCGUCGGGGGGUCACGGCCACGGUCCGGCGUGGGGUCACGGCCACGGUCCGUCGGGGGGUCACGGCUGCGGUCCGUCGGGGGGUCACGGCCACGGUCCGGCGUGGGGUCACGGCCACGGUCCGUCGGGGGGUCACGGCUGCGGUCCGUCGGGGGGUCACGGCCACGGUCCGGCGUGGGGUCACGGNUCGGGGGGUCAUGGCCACGGUCCGGCGUGGGGUCACGGCCACGGUCCGUCGGGGGGUCACGGCUGCGGUCCGGCGGGGGGUCACGGCCACGGUCCUGCGGGGGGGCAAGGCCACUGCCAGCCAGCCAAUCCCAAUGUCGGACACUGCCAGCCAGCCAAUCCCAACGUCGGCCACUGCCAGCCAGCCAGUCCCAAUGUCGGCCACCACAGCGACAGCAGUGACAGUGACAACGAUUGUCGCAGAGGUCAGCACUAAAGGAAGAAUUGGAAGGAGGAAGUGGAAGGGUACUUGCUAGAUUGAAGGGAAGGGAAUCAGAGAGUGCAUCUAAACUGCUACUGAUACUCCUACUACUAAGUAUUCGAGUGACGCCUAAAAUAAAUAAGACAAUUUAUAAGACACCCUAACUUUAUCUCCUUUUCCUUCUUUCAAAUAAAGUUUCUGUAUUGCUAUCCUCACUAUCAAUAUAAAAUGCAUAUGUUUAAA
Messenger RNA from Cucurbita maxima (winter squash), 1471 nucleotides. Its product is annotated as glycine-rich protein DOT1-like. The record is from RefSeq and is a predicted model, not a curated record. The transcript is spliced from 2 exons. Lineage: Eukaryota; Viridiplantae; Streptophyta; Magnoliopsida; Cucurbitales; Cucurbitaceae. The coding region runs from base 59 to 1243 and encodes 394 amino acids.